AAUCACCCCGCGCCCUUCAAUCCAAUACCCCGCGACCCUCAGAUUCCUUUCGUCAGCAACCGGCAAAAUGGCAGACCGCGUCCACCGAAUUACCAUGUUUAAGCUCCCAAGCGAGGAGAGCCAGAAGACGCUUGUUGGACUGUAUCAGACCCUCAAGGAGAACAACAGCAAGGACGGCAAGCCCUACAUCCUCUCCGUGGCCGCUGGUCCCGCCGAGCCCGACCAGCGCUCCCAGGGCUUCACCUUCGUUGCAAAGUCCGAGUUUGCCAGCCUCGAGGACAUGAAGUACUACGACGAGGAGUGUCCCGCGCACCAGGCCCUCAAGAAGACAGCCAUGACUCUCGGUGUUGAGGGCAUCAUGACCGUCUACUUCAAGCCCCAGGUCGUCGGAGGUGUUGCGCCCUGAAAAGCCGUUCCUCUUUGAUGGGGCCGGGACAAUGUGCAAGUAAGCGCUUGCAUUGAGUUGAAAUAGAUGCCCACUUUAGAAGAAGAAAUAAAGUAAACUCAGCAAAACUUUAUUGUCCUGGCAUAAGCCUUGCUCCAUAGUGAUUAGAAUGGCCGUUAUACU
Trichoderma virens Gv29-8 is the source of this 568-nucleotide messenger RNA. RefSeq lists its product as uncharacterized. The transcript is spliced from 2 exons. NCBI's taxonomy places the organism in Eukaryota, Fungi, Ascomycota, Sordariomycetes, Hypocreales, Hypocreaceae. Bases 68 to 406 code for a protein of 112 amino acids. The record is from RefSeq and is a predicted model, not a curated record.